UCUUUCAAUCUUUUGUGGCCUAAACAAUUGAAGAUGGCUGGUGCUACAAUGAAGGUUGAGAUUGUUUCAAGAGAAACAGUCAAACCAUCCUCUCCUACCCCUUCUAAUCUUAAAACUUUCAAAUUUUCUCUUCUUGAUCAAAUCUACCCUUCGUUUUACAUGCCUUUGAUUCUCUUCUACCCAGCGAAAACCGACACUAAUCCACAUCUGAGAUGUCAUAUCCUUAAAACUUCUUUAUCCAAAACCCUAACAAUGUACUACCCUUUCGCAGGAAGAAUCAAAGAUCAUCUCUCUAUCGAAUGUAAUGACGAGGGGGUUAUGUUUAUCGAAACACGAGUCAAUUGUCUUUUAUCUAGUGUUCUACGAAACCCUAAUCCCGAUCAAUUACAAAAAUUUCAACCUCUUGAAGUUGAAUCACCAGCAAAGGUAGAAACAAGUAAUUUACUUUUUGUUCAAGUUAACGUCUUUCAGUGCGGUGGUAUGGCAAUCGGAGCUCGUCUUGUGCACAAGAUUGCGGAUGCAACCACUUUUACCACAUUCAUCAAGACGUGGGCUUCCGUAGCUCUUGAAUCCGAUGAGGUAGUUCAUCCAGAACUAUUUGUCGGGGCGACCACCUUUCCUCCUGUCGACUUUGAGUUACCUUCAAAUGAAGAUAUACUUAUCCAGGAUGAAUCAUGCAUAUGCAAAAGAUUGCUUUUCACUGCUUCAAAUAUUGAUGCACUCAAGGCUAAAAUUUGUAGCGCAAGCAUUCAACAACCUACGCGCGUAGAAGCCAUAACGGCAUUAAUAUGGAAAUGUGCAAUAACCGCAUCAAGAUCAAUCCGAGGGACGUUAUCUAGAUCAUCUCUGUGUCUUCACGGCGUAAACAUGAGAAAGAGAUUAUCGACGCCCUUGUCAGAAUACUCGGUAGGAAACAUUCUAACAGGAAUCACAGCUGAAUUUUCGGAAACAAAAAUAGAAUUGCAAAGCUUGGUUCUCAAGCUAAGAAAGGAAUUGAAAGAAUUGAAAGUGAACAGAGAAAAAAUAUUAGACAACGUACACAAAAUGAUGGAAGCAGCAAGCAUAGAAAAACAUAGUGGUGAUGCAGAUGUCUAUGGCUUUAGUAGUUGGUGUCGGAUGCCGGUGUACGAUGUCGAUUUCGGGUGGGGGAAGCCAACAUGGAUCUCUCUAUUCAACAUGAAAUUCCCAAAUGUUGUUGUGUUGAUGGAUACAAAAGAGGGUGAUGGAAUUGAGGCUUGGGUGACAUUGUGUGGAGAAGAGAUGGCCUUGUUUGAAUGUAAUGAAGAGUUGCUUUCAUUUGCUGCUGUGAAUCCUAAUGUCAUUGAAAUGACAUGAUCCUUCUUCUUGUAGUCUUGAUUUCUCAAUCUAGGUUUCCAUCUUAUGUGACGCACAGAUUGGAUGGCUGGUGUGUUUCUUUUCAAGUUGUUUUAAGAUUUUGGCUUUGGUAUAGUUUAAGGUUGUAAACCUUGAGGGUAUUUCACUUUUGAUUUUAUAAAAAUUAAGAGAUGAUA
Molecule: messenger RNA, 1511 nt
Organism: Tripterygium wilfordii
Lineage: Eukaryota; Viridiplantae; Streptophyta; Magnoliopsida; Celastrales; Celastraceae
Product: stemmadenine O-acetyltransferase-like
Exons: 1
Coding region: 34-1335 (433 amino acids)
Source: RefSeq, a predicted model, not a curated record